Pangasianodon hypophthalmus (striped catfish) is the source of this 3777-nucleotide messenger RNA. RefSeq names its product drebrin 1 (gene dbn1). The transcript has 15 exons. Gene Ontology annotation, molecular function: actin filament binding. NCBI's taxonomy places the organism in Eukaryota, Metazoa, Chordata, Actinopteri, Siluriformes, Pangasiidae. The record is from RefSeq and is a predicted model, not a curated record. The coding region runs from base 138 to 1832 and encodes 564 amino acids. Gene Ontology annotation, biological process: regulation of actin filament polymerization; positive regulation of dendritic spine morphogenesis; positive regulation of axon extension. Gene Ontology annotation, cellular component: cortical actin cytoskeleton; plasma membrane; actin filament.
AGAGAGAGAGAGAGAGAGAGAGCAGUUGGUCUAGCUGGCUCACUCUCUUUGUUCCAGUGCGCAGUAUCUUUCUCGGCUCUCGGCUCUCUCCAUCCCCACAGUGCUGCUCUGCUCUGGAUGACUGCAGAAGCAGCGCCAUGGCCGUGAAUCUCAGCAAGAACAGACUGGCCCUGCUCACCGCUUACCAGGACGUAAUCGACGAGUCCUCAGCCACUGACUGGGCCUUGUACACAUACGAAGAUGAUAGCAACGAUCUGGCGCUGGCAUCAUCAGGAGACGGCGGCCUGGCUGAAAUCAUGGUCACCUUCGAUAACAGCCGCAUCAUGUAUGGCUUCUGCAGCCUGAAGGAGCCGACGGCCGCCCUGCCUCGCUACAUCCUCAUCAACUGGGUUGGGGAGGAUGUCCCUGAUGCCAGGAAAUGUGCCUGUGCCAGCCAUGUAGCCACCAUCGCGGAGUUUUUCCAGGUGGGUCUCACUAAGGGAGUUGAUGUCAUCAUCAAUGCCAGCAGCAUGGACGAUAUCGACCCCUCAGCCAUCGGGCAGAGACUGACCAAUGGGACGGGGCCGAGUGCUAGCCCGGUGCUCAGCCGCCUGCGAAUGAGAGACGAGGAGAAUGCUGAGCAUGUUGGCACCACCUACCAGAAAACGAACGCCGAAAUCGAGAUGAAGAGGAUCAACCGGGAAGAGUUCUGGGAACAAGCCAAGCGGGAAGAAGAGUUGAGGAAGGAGGAGGAAAGAAAGAAAGCAGCAGAAGAGCGGCAACGCUUCGAAGAGGAGCGGAUGGAGCUGGAGAGAAAGGAGCAGGAGGAGAGAGAGAAGAGAUACCGCGAGAGGGAGAGGCAGAUUGAGGAACACAGGAAGAAAAUGCAAGAAGAAGAGGAGGCCAAAGAGAGGUCACGACCUCAGCCCUUGCUAACAGAGCCCAGUUGUGAGGACCUCUCCCAAGACAAAAAGGAGUCAGAGGUCGAGGAAGCAGCGGCCAUAAUCGCCCAACGCACAAGCAACCCGCGAGAGUUCUUCAAGCAGAAAGAAAAAGCUGUAGCCAACAGCUUGGACACGUCACCCAUCAGCUCCCACAGGACCGGCCGCUUGGACAGUCCGUUCUUGAAGCAGCAGCACAGUGUGUGUGUGUCCAGUACAUCCUCCUCUCGCACCCCAGGGCCACUUGAUGACUCUGAUGAAGGCGUCUUGGCCACUUCCCCAACACCCAUCCCUAAAAUCGCCAUUCAGGAAGAAAAAGACGACAACAGCCAGAAGGAAUGGGCCCCUGAGUCUCCUGAGCGAGUCCCUGUGCAGGAGUCCGAGCCUGUCCAGACCGAAGUUCCUCAGGCUCAUCCCACAGAGUUGAAAUCCACCAGCGCUGAGGACACACUGCUGGAUAUGUGGGAGAGCAGCCCGGCGCCCACAGCCACACCCUGCCAGGCCCCACACAUCAUGGACCUGAUGGGCGAUGCUGACUCAUCACCCAGCCUCCCUCAGCCCCUGCUCAGCUUCGACGACGUGCCUGACGCCCCGCUGUGCCCUUCAGCCGAGGACGCGCCCUCCAGCCUGGUGGACGUGGCCGAGUCGCACCACAUGACUCUGAGCUACCAGCAGGCCUCCGACAGCCAGGAGCUGGACGAGACACAGGAGCUGAUGACCAACGGAGACUCGCUGCUCAAAGAAGGGACUCAGGCGAGUGAAGGCUAUUUCAGCCAGUCACAGGAGGAGGAUUUCGCUCAGUCUGAUGAAUGCACUGCAAAAGUGAAUCCCACGCCAGUAUUUUACAACAAACCACCAGAGAUUGACAUCACAUGCUGGGACACGGACCCUGUGGUGGAUGACGAUGACUAAGACCACUAAGUGGAGGCCGCUAGCCUACGACUCCCAGGAAAAAAAAAAAAACACUUUUACAAAGCUUAUUACAAGCUUAUUACGAUACAAAUCUGUAUGAUAUUUUAGCAAAAAAAAAAAAGAAACAAACAAAAAAGGUUAGCCACUGAAAAGGAUCUGGGUUAUUGUUAAAGAUGCCAGCGGGUUUAAGCUCUCUCGGUUAGUCUGUGUGUGAGCGUGUUUGUGUGUGUGUGUGUAUGUGUGUGUGUGUGUGUGUGUACAAGUCAUUAUUUAUUUCCGUUCUCUUUUUUGCUAUGCAGAGUAUAGCACGGUGUGUAUUUAGCGCUCACCUGUGUUGUAUUGACUCCCUGUGCCUGACAGGUGUGACCAGUAGCAGAUAGAGCGUCCUGUUUUAGUGAUGUGCUAGAACCUCGAAUGACGGAAAGGUUCGUAGCUCCAGCCAAGGUAGUACCGAACUUCCCCUUGUUAGAUGCUCAGGCUAGUAGUCAGCACCUUUCUUAUUCCGAUCACCAAUAAUUUAAGCCAAUAUCAAGUUUUUCGUCGUGUUUGCUCUUUUUUUCGCCAAUCGAAUCUGAAUGAGAAGAUACACACCACUGUGUUUGUCCUGGUGUGUUCACGUUAUUCGUUUGAAAUCUGCGUGAUUAAACUUGUUUCUUAGGUGCCAUUACAUUCCAAUCAGGUAAUGAUUAUUAAACACUGCUUAAUUUGCUUAAUUUCCUGUGCCAAGGGUUUUCAGUGAUUUGAUUUUUUCACACUAUCGUGUUGGUGUUUUCUGAUUUAGAAUCAGGUGCCACAGAUAUAUUUUGACUACCUAUAAAAAGUAGUAUUUUAAUUUUAUUCCAGUGUUCGCAAUAGAAUUAGAAUCGAUUUGACUUUGAGCUUAGGCAAUAACUAUUUUAAUGCACAUUUAGCUAUGUGUCUGUAUGUAUAUACGUGUGUGUGUGUGUGUGUGUGUGUGUGCUUUUUAAAGGGAGAGUAACAUUUCCUGUGGAUAUUGGAAUUUGUAUAUGGUUUUACUAAACCCUCUAAUCCAACGUGAUGUCUUUGCCAUCUGGAAUUGAACCCUGUGGUAAAUGUUAUGAAGGCAUCGAAAGCCUUCUUAUGUGAUUUGACCACUAAGUAUUGCUAAAAGUCUGACAUACUGGAUACUUAUCCAUCAUAUCCACGGUUCCUUCUUACAGCUCGACCUCUACGAAUUCCUAGACGAUUCUGUUCAAAAUUAGCACACAUCUGUAGCUUUGACUGUCUUCAGUCUUCCGUAGUUUCGUAUUUCUGACCUGUUUUUCAGUGCAUCCGAUUUUCAGUACGAUCCUAAGCCUUGUCGUUUUAGUUCGUCAAGUUCAAGUUUUUUUAUUAUUAUUAUUAUUAUUAUUACUACUACAAAGUAAAAGAGGUGAAAUUAAGCAAUAAUACUAAACUGAUGUAGUAUUGUUUUGUAAAUAAAAUCAACACAGGACGACAGUGAUGAAACGUGUGUAACUGAAACGAUUGGCGUAGGAACGGAUGUGCUUUCUUAACAUGUUUCUUAACCCGGGUUUUACGUGGCUGGUUUGUGACGGGAGCCGACCCGCAUCUUUAACCAUAACCGAGGCCCUUUUGACGUGAUUUCAGUGUACUCUUUACCCUCCGAGCUCCUCUGUAGUGAUUCUUACGCUCUUUCUUUCUCUCACACACUACUAGGAGAUUACUACUACCAAUACUAUUGCUACUAUUACUACUAAUAUACUACUCCAGUUUGCCCUUUGUCCCUGAAGCAAGGCUUAGCAACUCCUAAAGGCUCUCUCUUUAUUUCUUUCUUUCUCUCUCUUUUAUUAUUGUUUUCUAUCCUUCUCCUUUUUUCCCCCUCCGUCCGCUUUUUCUGUCACAUGCUGUUUUUGAAACAAGCACAAGAUCUUUUGUGACAUGCUACGUGCUUCUGUAUGUUAAUAAAAGAUUUCAAAAACAA